Chrysoperla carnea is the source of this 900-nucleotide messenger RNA. RefSeq names its product trypsin 5G1-like. The record is from RefSeq and is a predicted model, not a curated record. The transcript is spliced from 4 exons. Bases 52 to 900 code for a protein of 282 amino acids. Gene Ontology annotation, biological process: proteolysis. Lineage: Eukaryota; Metazoa; Arthropoda; Insecta; Neuroptera; Chrysopidae. Gene Ontology annotation, molecular function: serine-type endopeptidase activity.
CAAAAAAUAUAAUAAUUAUUGUCAAGUCAUCAUUCUAGAAAUUCUAGAAAAAUGUUGUGGAGAAUUCUAUUAAUAAUCAUUUCAAUAAUUAUAACUUAUAUUUCAUCAACAUGUGGUAAUUCUCCGAUUAUCCCUUCAAGGUUUCGUAAUCGAUUGAGGCAAAAACAAAACAGACAAAUUAAGUCUUCUUGGAAACCAUAUUUAGCAGAUAUCGAAAGAGUAGAUAUCGAUAAUAAAAUGAUAAAAAAGCAUAUUUGUAAUGGAGCUAUUAUUAAUGAAAAGUUCGUUUUAACGUCAGGCAGUUGUAUUGAUAAGUUGGACAUAAAUGAAAUAGGGAUACGAGUGGGUUCUAGAAGAGCACAAGUGGGUGGAAUUAUAAAAGUUGUUUCGAAAAAAAUAAUGCAUCCAUGGUUUUAUGAAACGAAACAUGCGCCUGUUACGCACGAUUUAGCACUACUUAAGAUGAACAGAAGCUUAGGAUGGACAGACGAUGUUUUGCCUAUUCCAAAAUUGGCAGAUGGAGAUACACCUAUACCAGGAACGUCUAUAACAAUUUUAGGAUGGGAUCCGGAUCAUGGAAUGGUUUAUGAAGAUAAUUAUAGUGAUGAAAACGAUGUAUUAGAUAUUAAAAGUUUAGCAGGUGUCGUUAUGUCAAAUGAUGAAUGUCAAAAAGAAUAUGAUAAAGUUGUCGAGAUUAAAUCGUGGAUGAUAUGUAUUAAAUAUUCAUCGGUAACAUCUGAAUCAUGUUUUGAAAGUCAAGGAGCACCAUUAGUUCAUAACAAUAUAUUAUAUGGAAUUCGUAUGCCAAGAAUACCGGGUGCUGAUUGUUCAAAACCUGAUAUUUUUAUGUUAAUAAAGAAUACUCGUGUAUGGAUUAACUAUGUUUCUAAACAUGUAUAA